Messenger RNA from Cladocopium goreaui, 2263 nucleotides. The record is from the annotation of a GenBank genome assembly. Lineage: Eukaryota; Dinophyceae; Suessiales; Symbiodiniaceae.
CCAACAGUGUUUAGUCCGAAUGACUGCGAUCAAUGGUCUUGAUUAUCCAGUCCCACUAGGCAUCGCCUACAUAUUGCUCUCUGGGUGCGUGCUGCGUGCCAUCUUUGUUUGGAUGCAACUGCCUGCCUCAGUAGGAGUCAUGCUCAGCGGCUUCAUUUUCCGGCACUUCUUUCAAGACGAAUUGCUGUUUGCUCGGGAUGAGCUGCAAGAGUUGGCUUUCUUCUUGGUGCUUCUGACAGCUGGACUUGAGAUUCGCGUCGAACAAUUGAAGUGGCACAUCUUCGUGAUGGCAAUACUUCCAGCGGCCUGUGAGAUCCUUGGCAUCGCUUUGUAUGCCUAUUACGUCAUGCAAUACACCCGCCUCGAGGGUCUUGUGCUCGGCUCGGUGUUGGCCGCGCUGGGUGAUGGACUGGUCAUACCCAAGAUGCAGGAGUUCGGUCAGUCCUUCCCCGACCACGCGCUGCCGCGGCUGGUCUCCACCUGGGCCCCGGUGGAGGCCUCCUUCGUCCUGACGACCUUUGGCGUCCUGGCAGGGCUGGCGACCCCGGAGGCAGCCACCGCCAUCCAUCGGAUCGUCUUGGCCAACGCGCUGCGGCUGGUGGCCACGCUGUUGGUGGGGAUCAUCUUUGGAGCCAUUAGUGGGGGCUUCAUGAAUGCGAUUUCAGACCAGGACUUUGGCCCUGGAAUCUUUACUGGUUCCACAUCAGAGAGGCUUCUGAUGCUGCUUGCCACCACCUUGUGGGCUUUUGCCCUGGGCCAGGGGGAUGAGGGCCACGAGCUGGUGCCAAUGGGUUUUGCAAAGGGGUCCAUGUUUCAACCCGAGCUCUUGGUGAUCGUGACAGGAGCCUGCUUCGCCAAGAUUUCAGAUCAUGAGAUCCUGCAGAAAAUCGAAAUUGCGCUUCGAGACGUAUGGACCUUUGGCCAGAUCUUUCUCUUCAGUAUGCUGGGGAGCAAGAUCACCCCAGAUCUCUUGCCACAGUUGGGGCACAUUCUUCCCGUGAUGCUGGUUGGCUUGGUCUGGCGCCUGCUGGGUGUGGCUCUGGGCAUCCUGAUCACGUGCCACAGCCGAGAACGGCCUCGGAGCAUCCUGCCCGACACGAUGUUUUGCUUCCUCUGCACCCUGCCAAGGGCUACCAUCCAAGGUGCCUUGGGCGGCAAACCCAAGGAGCUGCACUUCUUUGGGGCAUCUCUGGUGUGCAGUUACAUCUUCACAGCGGCUCAGUUGUAUAUCCUCUGCUACUCAGUGACGGGCAUGAUUUUGCUGCACACCCUUGGGCCCAAACUGCUGGAGUGGUCGGAACAGCUGCAGAAAUCUCCAGAUUUGCGGAUCCAACAGGUGGCUGCGACGGCUGCGAAGACGGAGCUUGAGAGGACAGCACUGCUGGAUUCUGAAUCGGCCAAGUCGCCCAGCCGCCGGAGCUCCAGUGCUGGUGAGCCUGGCAGUUCUAGCCAGAAAACUGCCGCCAGCAACGCUUCUUUCAGCACCAUCCAUGGAUUUGACAACUACCAGCCGAGCUUGUUGGGCAUGAAGGGCCGCAAGGAAACCCAGGACGCCAAGAUGUUGGACGCCAGCACCUCACCCAAGCGUCAAGAGGUGGUGGUGAAGGCUUUGAGGCCUCAGAAAGUCACCUUGAAGGUGUCAAGGGCAGGACCUCAGGAGGUUCAAACCAAGGAUGGCACCAUUUCCGUUGACAUUCCCGCACGUGCGGUGGGAGAAACCUUCGAAUUCAACUUUGGUCCGGCGCCGGACUAUGUGCUUCGAGCCCCAUGGGCUCCUACGGAGAGGCACUAUGACUUCGGCAGAAGUGAUGGCAGGGCCCUCCAUGUACCGGUGCCAGCAGGACAGAAGCGAGUGUUUUUGAUACCCAAAGGGCUAAUGCUGGACAUUCCAAAUGGUACCUCGCCGGGUGCGGUGCUGUGUUUCAAGCACCCGGACAAAGCUGCCGUUUCAAAUUGGUUUACAACGCGGCUCCCGAAAAACUGGCGGGCCGGAAAGCGAUACUUACCCGUUCGACUUCCCAAAGAGGAGUACCAAUUUGAGUAUGGCUCUGGCAAUUUCUUUCAAGAUAUGUGUCAGCAAUUCUUGCUCUUGAUAGAGCAGAUGUGGGAAGACUUCACGCAGAUGUGCCAAAACUGCCGAUUUUGGCGCUAAGUCCACGCUGCGAAGCAGCUGAGUGACACAGCGUAAAAAUCCUCUCGUUGUGUCACCUUGCGUGAAAAGAGUACGCCCUGUAUUGAGCACUGGUUUCCUAAAUAGGUAUGC